Messenger RNA from Mobula hypostoma (lesser devil ray), 8764 nucleotides. RefSeq names its product host cell factor 1-like. The coding region runs from base 237 to 4892 and encodes 1551 amino acids. The record is from RefSeq and is a predicted model, not a curated record. Gene Ontology annotation, molecular function: transcription coactivator activity; protein binding. Gene Ontology annotation, biological process: regulation of DNA-templated transcription; chromatin remodeling. Gene Ontology annotation, cellular component: histone methyltransferase complex. The transcript has 27 exons. Lineage: Eukaryota; Metazoa; Chordata; Chondrichthyes; Myliobatiformes; Myliobatidae.
CGGCGCGUCACCAACAGCAGCGGCCCUGUCCCGCGGCCCCGCCAUGGACAUCGCGCUGUCUCCAUCAAGGAGCUAAUGGUCGUCUUCGGCGGCGGCAACGAGGGCAUCGUGGAUGAGCUGCACGUUUACAACUCAGAUCCCUGUACCUCCUCCCUGGUGGUGGAAUGAGACGAGGGCAUGUCCUGAAUGGCUGAGGAUCUUUAAUGAUGGAUGCCGCCUUCUUGAGGCCGUAAGACAUGGGAGCAGAAUUAGCAACCAACCAGUGGUUCAUCCCAGCAGUGAGGGGAGACAUUCCUGCAGGAUGUGCAGCAUAUGGCUUUGUGUGUGAUGGGACUCGUCUGUUGGUGUUCGGUGGCAUGGUGGAGUACGGGAAGUACAGUAAUGAGUUGUAUGAACUACAGGCAAGCAGAUGGGAAUGGAAAAAAUUGAAAGCCAGAGCCCCCAAGAAUGGCCCCCCACCAUGUGCCCGCCUUGGCCACUGCUUUUCAGUCAUUGACAAUAAAUGUUAUUUAUUUGGGGGAUUAGCCAAUGAUAGUGAAGAUCCAAAAAACAAUAUUCCACGGUAUUUAAACGACUUGUAUAUAUUGGAGCUUAAGCCUGGCUCUGGAGUUGUGGGUUGGGACAUACCAGUCACGUACGGAACUCCACCUCCACCCAGAGAGUCUCACACCGCUGUUGUGUAUCGCUGUAAAGAUGGCAAUAAACCAAAACUCGUCAUCUAUGGUGGAAUGAGUGGCUGUCGACUUGGAGACCUGUGGAUUCUGGACGUUGAGAAUUUAACGUGGAACAAGCCAGAAGUUGCCGGAGUUCCGCCUUUGCCCAGAAGUUUGCACUCUGCCACAAUGAUUGGAAGCAAAAUGUAUGUUUUUGGUGGCUGGGUCCCCCUUGUCCUGGAAGAUGUCAAAGCUCCCACGCAUGAGAAAGAAUGGAAGUGCACAAAUACUCUGGCAUGUCUGGAUCUUGAAACAAUGACUUGGACUCAGAUCUCAACGGAAUCAUUUGAGGAUAACAUCCCUCGUGCCAGAGCUGGUCACUGCUCCGUCUCGAUAAACACACGUCUGUAUGUGUGGAGUGGUCGAGAUGGCUACCGGAAAGCUUGGAACAAUCAAGUCUGUUGUAAAGACUUGUGGUAUCUUGAAACAGAAAAGCCUCCUGCUCCUGGCAAAGUUCAACUGGUUCGAGCAAGCACCAACUCCCUGGAGGUCAGUUGGGGGGCAGUACCCACAGCCGACAGUUACUUGCUUCAGCUCCAGAAGUACGAUAUGCCAGCAACCACUGCCGCCGCGGUGACCCCUUUGACAAACUCUGCCGUGUCGGCCGUACGGCCAUCCAGCAGUCCUGCUCCUGCAGCCACUGCUCCAGCUUCGUCCUCACCAGCACAGACAGGAAUCCGCAUUGUUACGCAGGCUGCUGCCACGCUGGGAACGCAGACUGCCCCCCUAACUCCUGCUGUAACCUCACCAGCUGUACUCAGGAUUCCUUCUGCCGUAGCCACUCCGCGCACACCAGGCACCACAAUGAUUAGGACAGCAGCAAGCCCAGCAGCAGUCACAUCAGUAGCUUCAACCACACCCCUCGUCACUGUACAGCGGCAAGUUGCACCUCAGGUUAAAGCACCCAUCACUGUAGCAACACUUCCACUGAAUAUUCGUAUGGUGAGACCAGCACAGACCACAGCAGGGACUCCACUGACCUCCAGCCCACAGAUGAGUGGAAUGGCAGCUCUGGCUGCUGCCGCUGCUGCCACUCAGAAAAUCCCGUCAAGCACAGCAGUUACCUCAGCUGGCAUCCACCCUGGCACGACCAUGGUGAAAACAGUGGCAGUGACACCUGGGGCCACUACUUUGUCAACUGCUGUGAAAAUGGCCACUCCAUCAGUCAUGGUCAAUGCCCCAGCAACCUCAAUGUUAAAGACAGCUGCUGCUCAGUUAGUGACUCCAGCUCAUACUGCCACCACCACUGCUCCAGCAAGACCCAUUAUUACAGUGCACAAAUCUGGCACUGUCACUGUCACCCAGCAGACUCAGGUGGUCACCACUGUGGUGGGAGGGGUCACCAAAACAAUCACGUUGGUUAAGAGUCCCAUUACCAUGGCAGGAGGAAGCACGCUGAUUUCAAACCUAGGCAAAGUGCUAACCCUACAAGCAAAACCAGGGCAACAGGCCACCAUCUCCGGCACAGGCUCUACUGGGCCACUUACACAGAUCUUCCAGACUAAAGGUCAACUGCCUCCAGGGGCCACCAUAUUAAAGCUCGUGACUUCAGCAGAUGGAAAGCCUGCCACCAUUAUCACCACCUCCCAGGCAGGCAACGUGGGCCUUAAGCAGGCAAUUGUGAGCCUUGGCAACAUGUCACCUGCCUCUUCUAAACCAACAACCACCAUUCUCAAAACUAUCCCUAUGUCUGCACUUAUUUCACAGCCUAGUGCCACAGGUGCCACAGGGACUGCUGGGAUGAAAUCGCCAAUUACAAUCAUCACCACAAAAGUAAUGACAUCUGGAACUGGAACACCAACAAAAUUUAUUACUGCUGUGCCUAAAUUACAGGCAGGGCAACAAGGAUUGACCCAGGUUUUGCUGAAAGGUACUGCAGGGCAGCCUGGCACAAUACUACGAACAAUCUCUGGGACACCAGUGAGUGGUGUGAGGUUGAUCACCCCAGUGACCGUUUCUACCACCAAACCAGCACUCACAACUUUGGUAGUGAAAGGAACCACAGAUGCCACUACUUUGGGGACGAUAGGCACCACACUGGCAGGAGUGUCUACUGUAUCGCCCGCAGUCAACACUCCCAUUGCAACCCUUGGUGCCAUCACCAACCUUGCCGGCCAGGUAAUCAGUGCAUCCCCCAAUACCUCUCAGAAACUCACAGCAGUAACUGGAAGCUCUUCCACAGCUCCCAUCAUCACUCUUCAGCCUGCUUCUGAGCCAAACCGGGUGACGAUUGUUGCUACCCCCAGUGGCAUGGUGACGCAGCAAGCCCAACAGCUCGUAAAUUCAGGCUCCACUUUAGUUGCAGCAUCUCGGCCUCCCACCGUGUCAUCAGAGACGCAGACCCAGCAGGUUGAGUUGUUGGAAGUACCAGUUAGGUGUUCGAAUCCCCCUCAUGAGACGAUGGAAACUAACACCACCAAUACAUCUACAACCACCACCGCAAAUAUCGCAGCUAACCAGGUCCAGCCUCCACCCAUGAAUGCUCAAGGUCUCCCUGAAAGUGUGCAUGGUGAAACUGCAACCGCAGGGACAACCAACACCGCAACCACUGCAGCUCCAGCUCAGAGCGGGGCGGUUACCAUGGUAACGCAGUCUACACCUGCGCCUGGGCCCUCCACACAGGCAAUCCCAUUGACUGAAACUCAACCGAAUAACAACGAGCAAGGAUCUGUGCCAACAAUAGGGCACACCAUCUUACAGAUUCUGCCUGCCAGCUCUUCAGGAGCAACGGCCAAUGUCACGCUACUUGCCCAAGCAGCGCCCGAAGGAGUUCAGGUGCCCAGUGCCCCAGCAGUGCCGGCAGUCCAACCCCAGUCCGCAGUCAGCCUCCAGCAGGACCAGCUCCUUCCUCCCCGUGAAUUGCUUGCUGACAGCCGGCCUGAGGCCCUGGCUGACCUGGGACUGUCCCCCGAGGAGCUGGCAGUAGCAGCAGCCGCUGAGGAAGCAGCACGCUUGGCAUUGCUGGAUGAAGAACCCAGAGUAACGACGACAGUACCAGGGGCUGCUCUGCCAUCUACUGAGGCUACAGCAAGGGAAGAGCCUAUGGAAACCUCAGCAGAUUUGACAACAAUUCAGCCAGCACAGCUUUCUCACCAGGCUCUGCAGACACUGGUGUCCCUGCAGUCUGUUGUACCGUUAGCUGAACUUGCACAACAGGACAUAGAAAGAGCAGGCCAGCAACAGGCUUCAGAGAGCAACCAACCCUCCCGGCUAGCAGAGGCUCUAGCACCAGCAGAUAGUCUCAAUGAUUCUACCUCGGAGAUCAAUGGGCCUCAGGAACUGGCCAACACUGCCCCAAGUGUUCAGCUACCCAUUCUGAGUACCACUGGUCUGGCACCAUAUACUUCUCUACUGACACCAUCAACCAACUCUGCUUCCAGUCCAGUGAAACUACAGGCAGCCACUGCUCUAGCCCAAGUAGCCAAUGGAAUUGGGCUUCCUGCAUCGAAACAGGAUGCAUCUCCUGUGCAGCCAAAGCCAACCGCCAGGAAGGAAGCCAAUCAGUGGUAUGAUGUUGGCGUAUUUAAAACUACAAGCACUGUAGUGGUUUCCUAUUAUUUGCCUGCAGAGGGCUCCCAAGGAGAAGAGGACGAAAAUGUAGACAAUGUCCCAGACCACAGCAACCUGAAGACUGUGAAACUGCAGUCGGGCACUGCCUAUAAGUUCCGUGUGGCCGGAAUAAAUGCUUGUGGACGAGGUCCAUUCAGCGAAAUUUCAGCCUUCAAGUCUUGUAUCCCAGGAUUCCCAGGUGCACCAUCUGCCAUCAAGAUCAGUAAAGUUGCCGAGGGUGCACAACUCUCCUGGGAGCCCCCUGCCGUCACCUCUGGAAACAUUAUUGAAUAUUCCGUGUAUUUAGCACUUCCAGGAUCACAGGCAGCAGAUCCCAAGCCUGUGGGGACUUCACAUCUGCUGUUUGUCCGGGUGUACUGUGGGCCACUCCCCAGUUGUCUGGUGUCUUCAACCAACUUGGCAAAUGCACAUGUUGACACAACAACAAAACCUGCAAUAAUCUUCCGGAUAGCAGCCAAGAAUGAGAAGGGCUAUGGACCAGCCACACAGGUCAGGUGGCUACAAGAUGCCAGUAAAGAUGGGGCAAGGCCUGCAGUCAAGCGUCCUGUCACAUCCCCUGAUAACAAGCUAUUAAACGUGAACAAGAAGGCCAAACCAGACGGGUCCUAACUCUCUUGUGCAUAGUGAACUGUCGCCUUUUUAUUUCGUACACCGAAGAACAUGCUUGGCUUUGAAUCCACCUUGGUAUGCCGGCACACAUUCUGUUUGGAGGGUUUCGUUUCAGUAGAGAACAGUCUUCGCUUUUGUUACUGUUCAUUUAAAAUGAGGACUGUAUCUCAGCAGAAACCUGCAGUGAACUGAUGGUGUUACUUGAAGGAAAGGCACCCUGUUGCGUGGAAUUUCGUUCGUUUGCCAAAUUAUCUAUGGUCGAUUUAUACAGACUUUCUCAUCAGAGUAAACCAACUUUAUUUUGUUUUUCUAGUUCCUUCUCUUUCCUGACCUUGUGAUUCUUACUCAUUUUAUUUUGACAAAAUGCACAUCAGGGCCAGAAUGCUCACCCAGUCAGGCGUUCUGUAAAAGGAAAAUGACACUUGGGAUUGCAGGUGUCCUCCACUCAUUGCCUGCUUCUGCCCUUCUCAGAGUAACUGGGAAUCACUCACUUUACACCCCGCUGUUUGGAGGAAUUUUGCAGUGAAAACCACUUCUUCCACUCCACCCUGCCUCCAGUCUGUUCUGUUUGACAACUGAAGCAACUGCUGGAGUCCUGGUAAAUGCUUCAUGGUGCAUGUGUACUCACGUCCUGUAUCUUCUCAGAGGGAAUUCGGAACAUAGUUUGUUUUAAUGCCCUCUUAUAACACCUAUUGGUCAGGAAAAACCUCUGUGCAACUGGUUUAUAAAAUUGAGGUUUUGUAUUAAGAUGGCUGCAGGGAGAGGAGGAGUAGAAAUUAAUUCCAUCACUAGAGUUAUGGGAACUUGAUUGCAGAAAAUGAAUAUAGAGGAGGAAGGCAAGAUCUUAUUUUUUGUUUUGAUUAUAAUCUGUAUAGUUUUGCCUGAGGCAGCUCUAUUUUUAUCCAGUCGCAGGUUGAGUACACCAUUGUUAAGGCCGGCAGCCUUUGCCCUUCCUUAGUUGCUCUUGGUGAGCUGCUGCCUUCAGCCUUCCCACGUGAAGCUGCUCACGCUACCCGGUUGGGUUGGGAUUAGCAAGAUGGUUCCAAGAGAGGAAUGGUGUGUGACUUCAGGCUUUUUCUUGUGCCUGUUGCCCCAUGGAGUGAAUGAAAGGAUGUGCUGAGAUAUGGCCGUAAAGUGUUGUGUGGACUUGCUGGUUAAACAAGAGGUGGUUAUGUAUCUCAGACUUUCCCCAAAUUUGGGAAGUGAGCAGGUGGUAGGAGGGAGACUGAUUGCAAAUAAAAUGCUUCUGCUUUCGUGCCUGACAGUCGAUAACAGCAGGAGAUGUAAAUGUGAAGAUAAUGUCACCAUCUCUGCAUUGAAAAAUGCGUGGUUGUAUGUGCUCUGCACACAAUCCCUCAAAUUCAGUAUACAUAUUGUUACUGAACACUGCCUCCUGGCCCGGUUGUCACUGAAUAAUAAUGGAAAGGCGGAGUGUGGAAUGGGAGGAAAACAGCACCUGCAGGAAAGGAAUAUUCCCAAAGCAAGGCAGCUGCCAAAUAAACACAACUUCAGAGUGUGAGCAAUUGAAACGUCGUAGGGCUGAGUCAUUUCAGGAGUGGUACAGCCUGCCUGGUUGGGUGUUCCUGACUGACCAAUGUUCAGCAUUGUAUUUAGCAUGUCAUGGUGUGUUUCUCAACACAAGAGCCCUGUUUUGGAAACAGCUCAGGUCGGUAUGAGUUACACUCACAAGGUCAAAUGAAAACAUCCCCAAGCGGUUAAGUAAUCAUGUGGGCUAUAAGUUCUGAGUUUAAGCAAGUGUGCCAUUCUACUUGCUUAUGGAUACCGACCAUUGCAUGGAAACGAUGAGGACAGAAUAUCCUCUCUCAAGUGUUGUGUGGAAAAUUUAGAUUCUUCCUAGUUUAAUGGGCAGAAGUUUUCAGAAACUCCUUAAAUCUUUAUUGUCAGAAGGGGAGCCUCAUCUGGUCCUUCUCAUAACGGGUGUAGUGGGAGGACAAUCCCAUUUGAGUGGUUCCUUUAUACUUGUGCCUCUGAUGGGGCAACUGACCAGUAGCUAUCCUGAGCCCCAUCUAAGAAUGGCUGAGGGAACUGAAACCAGAUUGGAAGAACUACCUGGGCAAUAGAUUCUUCUUUUUAAACUAGUUCUGUGCCAAAAACAUUGUGUAUUUUAUCCUCUGCAGUGCUUGCCAGGGACACACCAAUUAAUUCAUUUAUGUUCCUUUUCCUCAAAGAUGGCACUUGAGCAUUAGAAUCUGCAGCCUUCUGAUCAAUGCCUGGCAUUGUUCUCCAAGGAUUUCUUUGGCAUGCUGAUGCUACUAUGUAUUGACAUGCCGAUGUAAUUCUUUCCCCCUCUGCCACGGAUGGCCCUGCGUUAUUGCUUUCUGUUUAAUGGCUAGACUCAAAAUAGACUAGAACCCACAUGUACCAAUAUUUUUGCCGGUGCUGCAUUGAUAGACCAGUGUUAACCAGUACGGUAUCGCAGUGUUGCACAAUGAUAAACAGUUUAUCAGUGUUAUACUAUGAAAACAAGACAGCCUUUUUGUAAGCUCUGUUCAUCAUACAAAGUCCUGGGAAAUAAUGUUACCCUUCUGUGAAAUUAAACUUGCACACCUUACAACUAUGAUAGGUAUACGCUGCAGUUUUGCAAGAACAAUAUUAAUAAUGAAACCAGGUAAUGUUGAGAUUGUGAUGAUUCAAAAACAGAACCUGGAGUAAGAUCUUUGCCACAGGUAGUUAAGAAUUUCCUUUGACAAAUACUUCAGUCUAUUUAUAAGUGAUGUUUGACACCUGUAUGUUCCAUAUGGAAAAAGAAACAGCCUUUUUUAAAUCUCCUGUGAAAGAAAAUGCUCAUUAGACAAUACCCUGGGAAAUAAUGUUACCCUUCUGACAAAUUAAACUUGCACAGCUCAUAACUGCUACUGAUUGAAGGGUCAAAGCCAGACAUUUGUAUCUGGGUGGGAGCACUGAUGUCAGUGAUCAUGAAUUCUGUUCAGCAGUGGGGUUGUGAUUCAGACUUGUCACACCAAAUCACUGUCCAGAGAGAUCAAACAGCACUUCCAAUGGAGACAGUAUAAAAAUCACCCGGUUUUAUGUGCCAGGUUGUGGCAAAACUACAAUUAUAUUUUAAAAUAUAAUAACUGAGCCUGCAUUUUUUAAAUGAUAUAGUUUCCAGAAAGAUCUGAGAGGAGGCAGUAAACGUUCCCUCCCCUUUCCCAUAUUUUAAACCAUUUUGCAAAGAUUAUGGGAUUUGUCUAUCUGGAUUUCAUAACUUUAGAAUCUGUACAUAUGAUUAUAAGCUUUUUUCCCUUCCCCUUUUCCUGGAUCAAUCCUGUCAGUCAGAGAUUGAAAGAGCACCUGGCUGACAAACCAGAAGGCAUUUUCUUGGAGCUUGUGGAUCAGAGCACACAGUUUGUUUUUUUAUUCCGUGGACGGGUCAGUGGCGAAGUUGGAAGGUUUUUGCUCAUGGGGAGAGAGCUGUUCUUUCUGUACAGGGUAUGUGCUUAAAUGAUGGAAAACAUAAAAAGCCAGAAUUUGGCUGCAAUGGUUUUGUAAUAUUAUGUACAGCUUAGAUAGGAAGUGUGCUAAUGUGUUAUUUUUUAUUUUUUAAAGAAAGGUUUUGUAUAGUUUCUACAUGUUUAAAAUGGGUGGGGGGUGGUGUUGGGAAAACGGGGGUAGUUUAGAAUUUACUCUCCAUCUAGUCCUUAGCCCCAAAUGCUGUAUGUAACUAUGUUUCCCCCACGCUGUGAAGUUGGUACCAUUUCUCUGUACAUCUCUGCUGCUUGUAUCAGUUGUAAUGAAUUUAUAUUUUUUUGGAUUAAAGGAAAAACACAAAAAAAUUGUCCAUUGUAGAAAAGUCAAAUUAUAAAUCAUUUUGCUAUCUUUUGUGCUUUUUUUGAAUAAAAUCUGUUUUUGCA